Molecule: messenger RNA, 651 nt
Organism: Diabrotica virgifera virgifera (western corn rootworm)
Lineage: Eukaryota; Metazoa; Arthropoda; Insecta; Coleoptera; Chrysomelidae
Product: adult-specific cuticular protein ACP-20-like
Exons: 3
Coding region: 173-541 (122 amino acids)
Source: RefSeq, a predicted model, not a curated record
CCGCCUCAGUUCUGAAUUUAAAUUUGUUAAAAAUUGGUAAUUGAUGGUGAAUGUAUGUAUGUAUUUACUUUACCAUACGAAAAUUGGUAUAUAUACUAAUCAACGCACUUAAAUUUUAUCACAACUUUUCGUAGUUUCAUCUGAUCUGUUCAUAGCACCAGAUACUUUCAAAAUGAUUGCAAAAGUUUUGGUGAUGAUGACCGUACUAGUAGCUCUUACUCACGGAGGACUUAUCGGUGAAAUUGGAUUAGGUAGUGGUCUUGGACUAAACGGAGGAAUCUCAAGCAUCGGCAUACAAGGCAUUGCUUUAGCUGGAAAGCAGACUGUAGUUGAUUUAAUUGCUCCUCCAAAGUAUGAAUACAAAUACGCAGUAGAGGAUCCCCACACUGGAGACCUCAAAGAACAACAAGAAUCUAGAAUCGAUGACCUCACUAAAAGCGAAUAUGCAGUUGCAGAGAAAGAUAGAAAAAUUCAAGUAUCUAGAAUUAUUGGUAAAAGCAUACCUCUAGUCUCCAAAUCUAUAUCGUUAGGAAAAUAUUAAGAACGUGCCAUGUAUUUUACUUUGUUGUAUUCGUUGUACUGAUGUAUGUUAUAUAUAGUUAAGUUAUACUUUGUUCCUUUUGCUAUAAAAUAAAUGUGUUUUAUGUAAAA